GAAAACAAAAAAUUGCAGAAACAACUCCAAAAUAUAUACGUCUGCCAAAGUGACAACCUCAAUGAAUAUUGUGUUUGGAGGAGUGAAUGCUAUGUGGCCUGCUUUCAUACUACAAACAUUGAUAGGAGGACCUAGGCUACUGUAGAUCAUCAAAAGCCUGCAGACAAAAUUUAAUCUUAUCAGACAAGAGUGCCCUCUUGUGGCCAAAUGUGGUAUGGUUCUGAAUCGCCAUCCAAACAGUGCUCUCAAUGGAAGCCUCAGGCCUGAGAAACAGAACAUUAUUACUGGUCAGGGCCUCACUGAGAUCAGUAUCUGUAAGCAGAAUAAUAAAAUGACCCCUGGGAAUGAGAUGAAGGGGUGGCAAUGGGAAAGUCAGCGGACCAAUUAACACCCAGCCUCCCCAUGAGAACUACCUCCGUGGCAGGCAGCCAGUGAGUGAUCAGGCCACGGGUGAGCGAGCACAGGAGAGCCUAAUGGCAUUACGAUAGGGUAAUCACAGAAGACCACAGGCUGCUCGUCGAGAUGAAUCCAGAGUGAGAUGGCUGUUUACCCACCGAACGUAAAACCAUGAUUAGGGGGUUAGUGCCUUGAUGAGAGGUGAAACUGAUUCUCAUUGGUUAUCAAACCUUUUAUUAUUGGCUUGGUUACACAUGUUGCAAUGAAGCACAAUGUUACCCAUGUGGUUGUUCAAAGGUCAAAUGUUCAACACGUCAACACUCAAUUGAGACACAGUCUGGCAUAGAAACACUCAAGUGUACUGCAUGCUUUAUAGGGUUACAUACACAAAAUAAUUUCAUAAUUUGAAUUCUACCAGAUGAUAUCCUACAGACUUACACAAAAUGUUUGUACUAAACACUAAAACGUUUCCUUUCAUGUUUCAAAUGUCCCUCUCCUCCUGAUACCUAGGUGUGAUGCAAGAUUUAGGAUGGGAAUUCUGACACCUUUCAUGGUCUUUGAGGGGUCUGGAAGCUGUGGCCUUUAAAAAGGCUUGCAUCUACUUCAGUGUUUCACAGCACUGACAGCAAGGUUACCAUUUUGGACCUUGAACCACAAAACAAGCUAUAGACAAGACAUUAUUUUUGUAUAUUCUAACUUUUUAAAAGUUUAUCCGUAAUAUUUUCGUUUGAGGAAAUGAAUGCACUUAUGACUUUUGUGUUUUUACCGGCUGUGGCUGCUUUGGCUUUUCCAUUUCCUCGCCACGGCUUUCGUCCUUUUGGCAAGAGGACACAUGACUUUGAAUCAUCCGGUUACGGCCCAGACGAACCUAGUCGAGGAAUUGUAAAAGUGGUCAAACUUGACCCGCAUAAUUCAGCCCACUCUGGUGUUUUUAGGCGUGGACUAGUCCCAAGAACCGUACCGAGUUCGAGGGUGCCCUUCCCGGCCUUCUUGGCCAUGGGCCGUCCGGGACCUGCACUUCCCGCUAAAUUUGCUGUCCCUCCGCUGCCAAACCUGCGUCGUGAGAGCCAAUCCGGGUUGGAUAUGAAGAAGAAACAAGGCUUGGCGAUGUGGCAGAAAGCUAUGAACAAAGGCGACCAUGGUAAAAUGUCCAUGUCCAUGCCUCUCCCCGUCACCCUGAAGGACGCUGGCAAACAGACCUGCACCGCGGUGCCUUUUACGCAUCGGGUGACAGACGAUGGAUGCGACUCUGUGACAGUUCACAACAAUCUGUGCUUCGGUCAGUGCAGUUCACUCUUCGUCCCGUCAGAAGGGGAAUUCGUCGGCCUGUCUGGACCAGGACGCCGUCGUGCACCCUGUUCCCGUUGCGCUCCGUCCAAGGCACGCACUGUCGUGGUGCCACUGCGCUGUGGAACAGAAGUGCGGGAAAAGCGUGUGAUGGUGGUGGAGGAGUGCAAAUGCGAGACAGGCCGGGAAGAGGGGAAAGUAGAGGCCUCACAUAUGUAACUGAUGCUCACGUGUUCCCUUCUGAUAAGCAAGCCCAGUAGGCCUGGUCUUGAAAUACUAUAUCAAGUUCAACAUUUGUAUGUUUUGUAUGUCUACUUAAUGAGUCUGAAUAGUUUUGUUCAGAGAGAAACGAUUUGGAGGCAAAUGCCACCAACGAUUAUUGACAUGUGACCUGGAGUCAUGCAGUUUUCUGUUAACGUUUGAGUAAUCCACUCUGGAUGGUGUAAUGUAACAUAAUGCAUAAUUUAAACACAAUUAUAGUGUUGUUUUUGUAUACUAUUAAAACUUUAUUUUAAA
Osmerus eperlanus (European smelt) is the source of this 2199-nucleotide messenger RNA. RefSeq names its product DAN domain family, member 5 (gene dand5). Bases 1132 to 1902 code for a protein of 256 amino acids. Gene Ontology annotation, biological process: determination of heart left/right asymmetry. NCBI's taxonomy places the organism in Eukaryota, Metazoa, Chordata, Actinopteri, Osmeriformes, Osmeridae. The record is from RefSeq and is a predicted model, not a curated record. The transcript has 2 exons.